CAGGCUCGCACUUCGGCAGUGCUGCUGAGAGCUUCGCGGGCGCGGUGCCGUUACUCGCAGUCGGGCGGCGGCAGCGGCACAGCGCUGAGCGCACAUCGCGCCUUAGCAGCAGCAGCAGCAGCAGCGGACGUACUCCCGCCGUCACAGCCCCUGCGCUGGUGCAGCCACCCUCGCUCCCUCUGCUCUUCUUCCCUUCGCUCGCACCAUGGCUGAUCAGCUGACUGAAGAACAGAUUGCUGAGUUCAAGGAAGCUUUCUCCCUAUUUGACAAAGAUGGCGAUGGCACCAUCACAACAAAGGAACUUGGAACUGUCAUGAGGUCACUGGGUCAGAACCCAACAGAAGCCGAAUUGCAGGAUAUGAUCAACGAGGUGGAUGCUGACGGUAAUGGCACCAUUGACUUCCCAGAAUUUUUGACUAUGAUGGCUAGAAAAAUGAAAGAUACAGACAGUGAAGAAGAAAUUCGCGAGGCAUUCCGAGUCUUCGACAAGGAUGGCAAUGGUUACAUCAGUGCAGCAGAGCUCCGUCAUGUCAUGACCAACUUAGGAGAAAAACUAACAGAUGAAGAAGUAGAUGAAAUGAUCAGAGAAGCAGAUAUUGAUGGAGAUGGGCAAGUCAACUAUGAAGAAUUCGUACAGAUGAUGACUGCAAAAUGAAGGCCUACUUUCAACUCCUUUCCCCCCUUCUAGAAGAAUCAAAUUGAAUCUUUUACUUACCUCUUGCAAAAAAAAAAAAAAAAGUUCAUUUACUCAUUCUGUUUCUAUAUAGCAAAACUGAAUGUCAAAAGUACCUUCUGUCCACACACACACAAUCUGCAUGUAUUGGUUGGUGGUCCUGUCCCCUCAAGAUCAAGCUACACAUGAGUUUUACGAUAUAAAUACUUGUACUACCUUAAUGAUAAGGAAGCGCCUAGUGGACUCCUUGCAGUUCCAUUGCUCAUGAUUAAUACACUGUUUGGGCUGGCCAGUUUUUCAUGCAUGCAGCUUGACAAUUGAGCACAGUCAGGCAUUUGUAUUAAAAACGAAAAAUGAAAAAACAAAUUUAAAACUACUUCAGAUGGGUUCUAGUUCAAUUUGUUAGUAUGAAUUGUCAUAGCCGGUUUGCUGAAAACAAACAUUUUAAAUUGGUUUACCUCAGGAUGCUGUGCAGAAGCAUGGGUGAAGGAUAAACUGUCUAGUCGUAGCCCCACUUCGCAGGACGGCCCCCUUGUACUUCUGGGUGCCCCCACCCCCGGUGACGGUGACACUCAUCCCGGUGGCAUGCUGCGUGUGUUGGUUUAGCGUUGUCCGCGUUGUCCUAGAGCAAAAUGGGUGUCAGGCUGUCACCAUUCACACAAAUUAAAAAAAAAGAAAGAAAAACCUUUACCAAGGGAGCAUCUCUGGACUCUCUGUUUUUAAAACCUCCUGAUCCAUGACUUGGAGCCGGCAGAGUAGGCUGUGGCCGUGGACCUCAGCACAACCAUCAACAUUUGCUGAUCAAGAAAUUAUAAUUUACGUCCAUUCCAAGUUGUAAAUGCUAGUCUUUUUUUUUUUUUUUUUCCAAUAAAAAAAGACCAUUAACUUAAA
Ailuropoda melanoleuca (giant panda) is the source of this 1564-nucleotide messenger RNA. RefSeq names its product calmodulin 1 (gene CALM1). Gene Ontology annotation, molecular function: calcium ion binding. Lineage: Eukaryota; Metazoa; Chordata; Mammalia; Carnivora; Ursidae. The transcript has 6 exons. The record is from RefSeq and is a predicted model, not a curated record. Bases 206 to 655 code for a protein of 149 amino acids. Gene Ontology annotation, cellular component: myosin II complex.